Messenger RNA from Andrographis paniculata, 3118 nucleotides. Its product is annotated as PHD finger protein At2g01810-like. Bases 779 to 2497 code for a protein of 572 amino acids. The record is from RefSeq and is a predicted model, not a curated record. The transcript is spliced from 3 exons. NCBI's taxonomy places the organism in Eukaryota, Viridiplantae, Streptophyta, Magnoliopsida, Lamiales, Acanthaceae.
UACUUCAAUUUUGAUUGGUGUCUCCCCACGAGCAAGAAAAUAAUUCAACUUUCUUACGUUCACUUUUCCACGUGGAUUAUGAGCAGUUAAAAAGGGUGUUUAUUAAAAUUAUUCAUAUUAUGAAUUAUUAAUUUUAUAAACAAAAAUAGACACUUUGAUAAUAUUAUUACGCAUUCUUUUAUAAAAAUAUAUGAUUCUUAUUAUAAAUUAGCUGUGAAACAUUUUAUUAAUCAUAAUUAAAUUCUCUUAUUUAUUUCUAUUUAAUGCAAAAUGAAUAUCUUUAUAAUAAUUCUAUUUCCAGCCCAGUUCUUUCCUUUUUCAAAAUAAUUUAAGAAGGCAGCCUAGUCAAUCCAUGCAACAGAUCAAUUUUUCCAGAAGUCGUCAUUGUCACUUUAAAAUCGUAAUUUGGAGUUGAGCGAGCACGCCAUGCAUUCGAACUGCAUGAACUAAUUCAUACAGUAACUGUAGAGAGUUCUCGGUUGGUUCCCUCGCGUUAAAACCUUAUGCAUAUGUCCUAUGUGUGUAUAUAUACAUACAUAUAAAUAAAUAUUUAUGUAUAUAGAUAUAGAUAUAGUUUCGGCUGUGAAUUUACAAAACAAAUCGAAACCAGCGUUGCAUCUUUCCCUCCGACGCAAGGGCAUUUUGGUAACUUCGCAUAAACUCCUCUCCACAAGAACUCAAAGCGCCACUGGCUUCUUGAUUGGGAAUCAAACUUAGAAACUAACAUCAAUCAAGAAGCCGUGGAGGAUUCGUGAUUCCCUUGCAGGUUUAUCCAACAAUGGCUUCCAUAGUAUUUAACAAGAACAACAAGAGGAAAAACAGGAUCAAUUCAGAAAAUCUCUUCGAGUUCAAGAACUUCGCUGCUCCAGGCUCCGUCGACAAUCCCCUGCCCGGGGCGUUCAGGGAUAACAUCCGUGUUUUCCUUCAGAAUUCGUCGGAAAUUGAGGAUUACACCGUGAACGGUAUGCUGGUUUGGUGUACUCCCUGCGUCGCUGGAGAUAAUGGCGUUUUCCCGCUCUAUACUAUUGAGGAAACGGUUCAGAAUUCCGCCGGACAACCUUUCUGCAGCCAUUGUGAAUCUGCAGGUUGGGGUCACCAUUUUGUUUGCAAGAGGAAGUACCAUUUUAUAAUUCCUGCGAAAGAACAUUGGGAGGAGCAAUUAGAUUGGGAUCUUGAAGAAAUUCGGUAUCAUAAUCUGUAUGGUUUGAUUCAUUGCAAUGGAUAUGGACAUCUCAUCUGUGUCAAUGGCUUAAAGAACAACUCAAGAUUCUUUUCAGCAGACGACAGUAUGCGCUGUUGGGACUAUCUUUGCACUGUUCUUAAAGCCAGGAGUAUUUCAGCGUGUCAUGCUACGAAAAGAGAAGCCAUAGAACUGAGUUUGUUCCAUGGUAUAGCGCAGGGGACGCCGUGGUUUGGAAAAUGGGGUUAUAAGUGUGUUGGUGGUAAAUGCUCUGAAGUUAAAGAAGGGAAGUACGAUGCAGCACUCGAAUUUCUGAGCUCGUUGAGUCUUGAAAAAUUAGUUAGGGAUUUCAAGAACACAAGAAAUAUGAAGAGGAUCAUAGAUUUAAUAGAGACUUGUAGGAAGUUCAGUGGAAAACCACUGGUCACUCUUAGUGAUUUAUUAAAAUAUAUGCUUGCUACUGAAUCAAGAACGCCGAGUAGGGAUGCUUCUAUUUUUACAAAGACUAACUCGGAAACUAAGGAAAUUCCUAUGAGAUUCGAGACAUUUCUAGGUGUAAUGAUGAGGGAUUGUAGGUGGUCUGCUAAGCGGCUGGAGGAUGUGCUCUUUGUGAUUGUUGAUCUGUUGAAGCAGCAGAAGGAAGAUUACGGUGAAAUGGGGCGUGGCAUGUCUAGGCAAGAACUGAGAGACGAGGCAAGAAAAUCAAUUGGAGAUACUGGUUUGAUUGAUUUUGUGCUCAAGUCAAUCAGAUGUUUUGCAGUGGGGAAUCAAGUCAUUACCCGCGCUGUAAAUCCCUCAUCUAGACUAACCGAGUUCAACAUUUAUGAAUACUCGCCAGAGACCGGCGCGCAUUUAGGCUUAAGCUUGUCUGAGGAUCUAAUGUUCCUUUAUGAGAAUGUGCUCGAAUUGUAUCCUGACACACAUGUUGUCACGAAUAGCACAUUCGUGAAAGAUUGGCCUAUUCAAAGAGGGAUCAUUAACUACUCCAUGGAGUUGCUUUGCAAAGUUCUGCCUACAUUCGAUGAGUUGGAGACAGAGCUGAACCGGCGCCUGCCCCCCGGUGAGAUAGUGGUCGCCAAUCCACAAAUGACUAUUAGCCAUCUUAAAAUGGCGGCGCAAUGGGCUCUGAGGGAUACUUACUGCAUCAUGCAUGACUUUAUGGCCACCCAAAUUGGAGGGCUAAGGAAAAUCGAAGAUGAAGAGGUGUUGAACACUAUAUUCGAGCCUGGCUCUCUGGUUUGGGUUAGAGGGACAGGAUUGGAUUUGAAUACACAUUUGAGGUAUGAAGACAGGGGCAAGAAAACAAGCCCCUGGUGACAUACUUCACUGAUAGGAUCAUCUGCUACAAAAUUUUCUUCGAAAUCUUGGAAAUGUUUAGGAGGAUUUUGUAGCCUGUAUAUGCAAAUCUGCUGGAUUUCAUAGCUCAUUGCAGGAUAAGUGAAGGAAGAAGGAGAAGAAAGCAAUCGGCGCAACGGGGAUUGUGGUAUAACAGUUCUUCAAUUCUCACUGGUUCUUGAUCCAUAAGUUCAGGCAUGACUUUCAUUUGAGUAUUUGUGUUGAUUAAUUUUUUUCUUUUGCAUUUGUGAUGAAUAACUGAUUGGGGAAACUAACCAUUCUUUUACCAUAAAUUGCUCUCCUUAUCUAAUAAAGUGCCUGCCAUCAUCAGUUUGCUCAAGUUCUUGCUUCAAGAUUGUGUAUGUAGUUCUUGAUUUCUUGUUUUUCCCUGCUCUUAUUUUAGAUAUUAAACCAAGGACGGUUAGAUAUAUGCAGGGAAAGUCAAUAAUGAUUUCUGCCUUAUGGAUUUAACUGUUAUCUCUUAGAUAAUAAAGAAAGGAUUUGAGUUUUCAUCUUUAAUUUGAUAAAGAGGAAUUGUUCAAACACAUUCAAUAAUUACUCUUACUCUCGAGAUGAAUACGAGCAUUGUGAUCCGAGGCUUUA